UUUAGGGUGAUUCGAGAUUCAAAUGUGCUUGAAAGGGGGAAAAUGCCAAUAUUGAAAUUGGAAAUAACAGGUGAUUUGCUCCAAAUUACCCUCAGCUCCCCUACUCGAAAGCUGCUUGGAAAGAAUUCUCGAUGCCAACGUUUGUUUAUUACGGAUGAGCAUCACCGAUGCGCGGAUCUCACCGAUGGUUUGUAUAAUUACCACCAGUGGUCACCGAGUACAGUGAGGCCUCCCCAGAAACCACCUGAGCCACAAUUUGUGAUGUCAGUCUCGAAGAAUGCAACCGUCCGAGAGGGAGAUCCGGCCUUUCUGAGCUGCAAAGUCGAUAACCUGGGUGCGUACACCGUGUCCUGGAUCCGGCACAGCGAUUUACACAUUCUAACCGUCGAUCGGUACACGUACACGGCGGACCAGCGUUUUCUGUCGCUCCACAGCAACGACACCGACGAGUGGAUCCUUCACAUCAAGUGGACCGAGCGGAAAGACACCGGCAUCUACGAGUGCCAAGUUUCGACGCUGCCCGUGAAAAGCUUGGCGCUGUAUCUUAUCGUGCUGGAUGAGUCCGAACUGGUUAGGAGACAGGAUGACAUACUGUAUGAUUUACCGGUUCCACCCAGUUUGCCGGAGCCAAAACGGAGCAGCAGCAGCAGCAACAAUAACGUCGAUAUAUACAACAGAAUGUAUUCGGAUAGAGAUUACCCGUACCUGGCCGCCACGACACAGAUACUCGAAGGAACCAUGGUAUACGCGUACAAAGGCGAAAAUUUGAAUUUGACCUGCAUAAUCAAUCACAAUUACGACAGAAGGCCGAGCCAUGUGAUUUGGUAUCAUCAGCACGAUAUUGUUUCAUACGAUUCCCUUCGGAAGCGAGAUAAAUCUCCCAUUAACAGCAUCACUUCGUUCCACCUGAUAAGGGAUGCUGACUUCGAUGACGCCGGCAAUUACACUUGUGCGCCAGAACUCUAUGCCAGUGCCAGCGCCAUCGUUCAAAUCCUGGACGGUGAAGAAACUCAAGACAUAACUAAUUCUGGACCUAACCACCGGCAUAGGACUUUUCCACUGAUUUUGCAAGUAACAGUCAUACUCGGUCUGUGUAUAUUUUAUCAUCACCCAGACACAGCUAGAUGAUAAUACUUUAAAGUGAAUUUUAAUGUCAAAGUUGUAAAUAAUUGAACACAAAAUAAAGAAACGAACUGAAUAA
Toxorhynchites rutilus septentrionalis is the source of this 1201-nucleotide messenger RNA. RefSeq names its product zwei Ig domain protein zig-8-like. Gene Ontology annotation, cellular component: neuron projection membrane. The record is from RefSeq and is a predicted model, not a curated record. Lineage: Eukaryota; Metazoa; Arthropoda; Insecta; Diptera; Culicidae. Gene Ontology annotation, biological process: synapse organization. The coding region runs from base 43 to 1128 and encodes 361 amino acids. The transcript is spliced from 7 exons.